This is a messenger RNA of Venustampulla echinocandica, 1242 nucleotides long. Its product is annotated as Glycoside hydrolase family 28 protein. Gene Ontology annotation, biological process: carbohydrate metabolic process. The record is from RefSeq and is a predicted model, not a curated record. The transcript has 3 exons. Gene Ontology annotation, molecular function: polygalacturonase activity. The coding region runs from base 1 to 1242 and encodes 413 amino acids. NCBI's taxonomy places the organism in Eukaryota, Fungi, Ascomycota, Leotiomycetes, Helotiales, Pleuroascaceae.
AUGUGGUUUACAAGCCUUAUACCGCUUCUGCUGCUUCUCUCUGACAAUGCGCGAGCCGCCAUGGUCAAGACUGGCUCAGCAUGUGUUGUCACACCUCUUUCAACCUCUGGUAGCGGAGCCAAUGUGGACGACACUCCUCAGAUCCUCGAAGCUUUCAAGCAGUGUGGCAAAGAUGGCAGUGUGGAACUGACCGAAGGCACUUUCUACAUGGGCAAGGUCAUGGAUACUCUCAACUUCCAGAAUUGCGACAUCUCCAUUUACGGAAAAUUGGUCUGGAGCACGGAUAUUCAGUAUUGGCUGAGAAACAGUCUUUCUGUCACAUAUGCGGGACGCUCCACGGCCUGGAGACUCGGAGGCACCAAUAUUACCUUGCGAGGAUACGGCAAGGCCCUCUUUGACGGCAACGGUCAGACAUGGUACGACCAGAACCGUAACCAGGGGAACCAGAACGGCCGCCCCAUAUCGCUGACUCUCUGGCAUGCAACAAACAUCCUGGUUGAUGGUAUUACAUGGAGACAGCCGCAAUUUUGGCAUACGUUCGUUGCUUACUCGCAGAACGUGACCAUGACCAACCUCGAUAUGAAUGCUACAUCCAAUUCGCAGUGGACAACGGUGAACACAGAUGGCGUAGAUACAUGGAAUUCUAAGGACGUGGUUAUUUCAAACUGGACGGUAACAUGUGGUGAUGACUGUAUCUCUGUCAAAGGAAAUAGCACAAACAUCCAUGCUAGCAAUAUCGUAUGCCACGAAUCCGGCGGGGCGGUGAUCGGCAGCAUCGGGUCCCAAGCCUCGCAGCCAGAUUAUGUUGAGAAUAUAGUAUUUGAAAAUUUUACCCUUACGCACAGCAGUAAUGCGGCAUGGAUCAAGACAUACCCAGGGACGGGUUAUGUAAAGAAUGUUCUAUUCAAGGACAUCAAAUUCACGGACGUCAACCAGCCGAUUUAUAUAUCGCCUUGCAUCUACAACGCCCAGAACUGCGACAACUCGAGGCUGAAGAUCUCUGAUGUGCGCUGGGAGAAUAUUAGCGGUACCUCGCGCUAUAAUGUUGGAGCUGGCAUGCAUUGUAGUGGUUCCGCCCCAUGCCAGAAUCUUACCUUUUCGGGAAUCGAUAUCAAACAGAAGAACGGCGGUGGUGCUGUCAAGUACCUAUGUUCCAAUAUCGCCAACCAGAAAGACAUGGGACUAGCCUGUACAGGAAGUUGUCCGGCAAAUUGGGCCCAGCAGCUUAAUGGAAACGCGUAA